UUGAGUCAGGUCACAUGAUUGCUAUAUAUGCCAGUUUUUGAAUCAACAUAGGCUGCCUAUCUGUGUUGUAAAUUCAAGGCAUCCUGAUGCAUCAAAGAAUGUGCUGGGAAGAAGAGAGAGGUGGGGCAGGGGAGGUGCCCUUUGCUACUUUUCCUAAUUAUCCAACUGCCUGACCAUUUGGGAACAAGAGUGUAUUGCUGUAAACAAUGAAUAGCUCUGAUCUAGAAACAAGUAAUGUUUUCCAGUUGUGGAGUGAUUAAACUAAACAAGAUCUGCUGUAACCAAGCCUCUGAGAAUCUCGAGAAUUGCAAGCUCCUGUGCAGUUUAUGCGGUUGAACAUGGAAUUACCUUUGACAGAGUGCUGUUCACAUCACUGUGUGUGUCACCUGACAGCCUUGUGCUGCAGGAUGAACCUAAUACAGAGCUAUUAUUAGUAAGGGUGUGCAAGCAAAGAAACCUUUCUGUGGAUUACAUUGCUGGACUUCCCAAGCAACAAUGUUACCCAGCUGGCCUGCUCCAGAGUUCAAUCCCAGCCAGAUAAGACUUAUAGUCUACCAAGAUUGUGAACGACGAGGGAGAAAUGUGCUGUUUGAUUCCAAGAAAACUGAAGAAACUUCAUCUUCAAAAGUUUGCAAUGAAAUCCAAACAAAGAUUCUCGAGAAAUAUUGCCAUUCAAAAUGCAAUACUUGUAUCAGCUCAUCAGAUAGCUUCUCAUCCACCUCGUCAUCUGCCCCUAACUCUAAAGAUCAGUCCUCGAAAUGCCAGAGCUCUCGACAAUCCUCGGAUGCCAACAUGCUCGGUGAGAUGAUGUUUGGUUCUGUGGCAAUGAGCUAUAAAGGUUCCACAUUAAAAAUUCACCAGAUCCGGUCUCCACCCCAACUCAUGCUCAGCAAAGUUUUCACAGCUCGUACUGGAGGUAGUGUGACUGGAAGUUUGAAUACGUUACAAGACAGCCUUGAAUUUAUUAAUCAAGACACUACCACAUCAAAACCUUACUCGGAUCAAAAUAUUCUGAUGAACAGUCUUGUAGGUUUUUCGCAGCUUUGCAGCCCUAGGCGGGCACCAGGUCUUUCUGAGCCAGCACCGCUCCGCCUGAUCCGGAGCGCUUCUUUCUUUGCAGUUCAUAGCACCCCAAUGGACAUGCCCAGCAGAGGAAUCAAUGAAGAUAGAGACAGCGGGAUAACACGAUCUGCUUCCCUGAGCAGUCUGCUGAUCACACCCUUUCCUUCACCAAGCUCCUCACUUCCAAGUAGUUGUGCAAGCAGUUACCAUCGUCGUUGGCGACGCAGUAAGAAUACCAGUCUUGAAAAUGGAGUUUUCCCCAGGUGGUCAGUAGAGGAGAGUUUUAAUAUGUCUGAUGAAAGCUGUAGUUCAAAUCCUUCCAUUGUUCGAAAAAAGAAGAUUGCUAUUGGCAUUAUAUUUUCGCUAUCACAGGCUGAGGAGGAGAACAAUAAGUUUCAUGAAUUCUUCUUUGCUCAUUUCCCUCUCUUUGAGAGUCAUGUGAACAGACUGAAAUUUGCUAUUGAGCAGGCUAUGAAAAUGAGAAAUAGAAUUUCUGAGACAAACCAGCGUGUCGUGAGUUCCAAUAGAAUUGUGGAUGCUUUAAAUGAAUUCAGGACGGCAAUACAUAAUCUUUACACAAUGCCAAGGAUUGCAGAGCCUGUAUGGUUGACUAUGAUGUCUGGGGCUCCUGAAAAAAACCUCCUUUGUCAACAGCUCAUGAGAGAAUUUGCUUUGUUAAUGGAGCAAGCUUCAAAGAACCAAUUUCUACCUGCCCUCAUUACUGCUGUGCUCACGAAUCAUCUCGCCUGGGUCCCCACAGUUAUGCCAAAUGGUCAACCACCUAUUAAGGUUUUCUUGGAAAAACAUUCCUCUCAAAGUGUUGAUAUGCUUUCAAAAUCAAACCCCUAUAAUCCUCUGUGGGCCCAAUUAGUUGAUCUGCAUGGUGCAAUAGGUUCUCCUGUAAGAUUAGCCCGGACAGUGGUGGUUGGCAAGCGGCAAGAACUGGUCCAGCGGCUACUGCACUUCCUCACCUAUUUCAUUCGAUGCUCAGAGCUGCAGGAGACCCAGCUAGUGGUGGAAGGCGAUGGUGAUUCUGAAAUGAGCGAGUCAGUAAUGACCACAUCCCUUGAGAAAGGGGAGGUAGAAGAGUCCGAGUACGUCGUGGUUACACUUCACCGGAAUAAAAGUUCCCUUUUUCCAACCAUUUUACAAAACCAAAAUGCUCUUUCGCGGAACAGUGCUGUUGGUAUCCAUCAGAGCGAGAAGUGCCCCCUUCACCCUAGAAAAGAACACCAAGAUAUUAACAGGCAGGAAGAGGCAAGUGGUUCAAAUGAUGCAUUGAUGCAAUCUCACAGGAAUUUGUGGGAAACAAAUUGUGGUCCAAAUAGCUGUACUGCAAAUUUGCCAGCUCUCUGCAGAGAAGAUGCCAUCAAGCCAUACAAAGAAAGCAUACACCCUCUGCAGGAAACCAAGACCGAGACAUUGGUGUCUGUCAGAUCUGCAGCUGUAGACCAAAGCCUCAUUGUAGAACCUGUAAUAGAGAAACAGCCUCCUGAUAAACAGUUGCCUCCUUCUAUUCCCUGUAGUGAAAAUCAUCUCCAGAAUUGUCCCAGUUCAAUGCAAAAAGUAACUUUUCAGAUUGGUGAAUCACUCUCACCUGACUCUGAUACAGAAGCCAAGAGAAAAGAGACCAGUGAGGCACUACAGAAAGGCAUUGAGCAGCUUAAAAAAAGAGCACAGGAAGAGUUAUCGAAGAAAACUCUGGGCCAAAAUAAAACGAAUAGGAUAAAGGAAAUAUUGUCCAAUACACAGAGUUAUGAAUGGGAUCCUUCACAUGAAGGAAGCUUGAGUCUAUUUGAUGAGUACUUUAAUGAAGGUAAUUUAAUAGAAGCAAAGACCAUCGAUGAUCUUCCUAAAGAGGAUUUGCAAGAAGUUGGACAGCAAAAUAUUUUGGAUCUGGGACUUGGUAUUCAGGACAAUGAACAGCAAUGUGGCAUGAAUGGGAGCAGUUGCAUUUGCACUUGUAAAGUGUAUGCAAUGGAUUUAGAAUCACAUUCACUCAGUUCUGCUGAGCAGGACACCAGAGACAAGGCCUCUAUUCAUAACCACUAUGCAGAAGAUCAUUCACAGAAAAAAGCACCACCUGUGAUCGAAUGGGAUAUUCCCAGAAAUGAAAGCUCAGAUAGUGCCUUGGGUGACAGUGAGAAUGAGGAUGCAGGGCAUGAAUUGUCCAGACAUAGUUACUACAGUACAGAGCAAGAUGACUGGCUGGAACAGAUACCUUUUCCUGGAUCAAAUGCAAUUGAAAUAAACUGCAACAAACCCAGCAUAGCAAAUUUUGGGAGGUCUCUUUUUGGUGGUUAUUGUCCUCAUUAUGUGUCAGACUUUGUCCUGCAUGGAACAGGCAGCGAUGAGAAGUUGAAACAGUGUUUGCCAUCAGAUUUAACACAUGCUGUUCAGCAUCCUGUGUUGGAUGAACCUAUAGCAGAAGCUAUUUGCAUUAUUGCGGAUUUGGAUAAGUGGACAGUCCAGGUUGCAAGUAGUCAGAGGCGCGUCACGGACAGCAACAAACUUGGGAAAGAAGUACUUGUAUCCAGUUUAGUAUCUAACCUGCUUCAUUCCACCCUGCAACUCUACAAACUAAAUCUGUCUCCAAACUUUUGUAUAAUGCACCUUGAAGAUCGGUUGCAGGAACUGUAUUUCAAAAGCAAGAUGUUGUCAGAAUACCUUAAGGGCCAAAUGAGAGUUCAUGUGAAGGAAUUGGGCAUGGUAUUAGGGAUUGAAUCCAGUGACCUGCCCUUGCUGGCAGCUGUAGCAAGCACUCAUUCUCCAUAUGUGGCCCAGAUAUUGCUUUGAAUUUCUCAAUUGCCAAGUUGUGCUAAACAAUUGGAAAAGGAAAUGACUGCACAGAAUGGAGGACAGCACCAAAAUAUUUACAUUUCCCAUGCCUGUAAUCCUGUAGUCCUGUCAUACAUGGCAAGGCCCUCUGCAUUUUAGCUGCAUGAAAAUGCCACAGAAGAAUAUCAUGCUGGUGGAAGGAAAAAAAAGACUCUGCUAUAGAGCAAAACAGUCACUUUUCUCAAUGCCGUUAAACUGUCUACAACACAUAGAAAGUUUUGGACUGGGAGACCAAAAAGGGAUAGUGAAAUAUUCUUUUUCCAGAGUUUAAAUGGUAUUUGAACAACCACAUUUUGAAACCAAGAGCAAGAAAUUUCAGCUUUUUCUUCUGACUUAAACUAUGAUGUUGCAUGUAUGGACAUUUUUUGACUUCAGGGAAGUCGGACUAACUCCUCCUGUUUUUACUGAACCUGCACAUAUUUGCGCAUUUUUAUUUUUUGUACUCCAUGGACAGAGUAUUUGGAAAGAUGUUUUGUAUGUUUACUUUUACAAAAACCCGCUUAAGAAUAAACUUUAAAAAAAAGUCUGUUUUAAUGUUUUAAAUACAUUGAUGUAACUGACAAGAAUUGAACAAUGCUAAUCAUUGCCUUUAAUUAGAGAAAUUGUUAUCUGUGAUCGUUCUUGCUUCACUUUUUCUAAAAUUUAAGCAUUGAUGCAGCAAGUUGGAUAAAAUCAUAUAGGAAAGAUCAGUCACAGAUUCAAUAUUCAUUUAUUUCUAUCAGUAACAGACCUUCAGUCAGGUGAUCUGACCAAAACUUAUCAUUUGAGAAUGAUUUGUAAUGGGGAGGGGAAAUCAAUUCAAUGCUGUACUACCUCAGUUAAUUCUGCACCAAGGAAUUGUUGUGCUCUCAUUUCCCUGCUACCAAAUUUCUUGUUUAGCUGGCUUUUAUUUGUAAUUUGUCUGUUAUUCAGCUCACGGUGCUAAGUGAUGUAGUAGAGUACUCCAUUCAGGCACUGGCACCACACGUGGGUGGAGCUCACGAAAGAAAUUAGGAGUGGAAGAAAUGUAAACUUUAACUAAUUAAAAUGGUGAGAACAGGAUAUUAUCUUCAAAAUGUGGUUCUGGAUUUGGAUAGUUUAAUGCAUUCCUAGUGGAUCAUGUGAAUAAAAUAUAGCGAAGAGACAAUCGUAUUUUCAUGUCCAUAGUGAAUUCUAUACAUGAUCCUAACUACAUUUUUUUAUGCAGUAUUUUUCAACAUUUUUACAAUAUAGUAAUCUCUCUAAGACUUUUUCAUAUCCUCACAACCCAGUGCCAACCAAGUUGAGGAUGGAUUAGGAAUGUUAGGCAAGGAUAUCAUUUAGCAAUCCAGUUGACCACCACUAUGACAAGUAAAAUCUUUCAGGAGUAGAGCAGUAAGAGGGUGAAAUGCAGACAAUAAACCAAAGUAAAUCAAAUCUUUAAUAGUAGCCAUCCACUCUUGGGGGGGGGGGGGGGGAGUUAGAUUUAUUAAUAUUUUCCAUUGGAACUCAUUUGUACCAGUGUCUAUACUGUAUCUGUCUGAUGCAGCAAGAGUCAUCUUUGUUGUUUUUUCUUCUUUACCUCACUUCAGUAUUCAUAAUUAGGAGAGUAUCCCAGCUAAAGCCAUUUAGAGAAGAGGGGAAAAAUUAGUGUUUAUGGCAGCACUAGCAGAAGCUAGGAUUGCAGACACCAUUUACUGCCUUGGUCAAGACGUAAUAUAUAGAGAAAGAGGGAAAGGGAGGAAAUAAAUCCUAGCCAGGAAGAAGUCUUAAAAAAAAAAAUGAGAGUGCCUUUUGAAACCCAUCCCAAUGUUGCUGAAGUAAAUAUCUUUGGAAUUUGUUCUGCAUAGUCUGAGCCAGCUACAGUAUGAAUUGAUUUUGUUACUAUAAUCACAGCCUUAAUCAGAGGAAAUUUCCAUAAAGGCAUUGGCUAACAAUAAAAACCCUUUUUUUGGUUGAGGUAGUAAUGUGCACAUUGCAAGGUACAAUUUAAAAAGAAAUGAGUUUACUUUAAUAAGGGAUACAUGGAUUGCUUGGGAGGAAUACUUUCUCAUCCUCUACUGUAGUCAAAGGCAGUAGGUUUGUACAAACAAAGCUUUUCUUUCAUGUGUUAUGGUUUUAAAGUCUUAAGGGAGAUUGUGUAAUUUUUCAAGAUAACUAAAGUAAUUUCUAAAUAAUUGCAACAUGAAUGCUGAGUAAGUGCAAGAUAUCAUUGUAUUUAAUAUUUUGUCAAUUGUAAUUGUCUUUUACAGUAUUUUUAAUUUAUUUGACUCAAAUGGAAGUUGUCUAAACUGCACAAAAUGUCCAGGACAUUCUGUAAAUAUUCUUCUUUCAGUGUGCACUAUGUAUUAACCAUUUGUUACUUUUGGAGAAUUCUGUGCAAUAAAUACGUU
Pristis pectinata (smalltooth sawfish) is the source of this 6251-nucleotide messenger RNA. RefSeq names its product folliculin interacting protein 1 (gene fnip1). Gene Ontology annotation, cellular component: cytoplasm. The record is from RefSeq and is a predicted model, not a curated record. The transcript is spliced from 18 exons. The coding region runs from base 496 to 3858 and encodes 1120 amino acids. Lineage: Eukaryota; Metazoa; Chordata; Chondrichthyes; Rhinopristiformes; Pristidae. Gene Ontology annotation, molecular function: protein-folding chaperone binding; ATPase inhibitor activity.